Molecule: messenger RNA, 2466 nt
Organism: Zygotorulaspora mrakii
Lineage: Eukaryota; Fungi; Ascomycota; Saccharomycetes; Saccharomycetales; Saccharomycetaceae
Gene: PTA1
Product: RNA-processing protein PTA1
Exons: 1
Coding region: 1-2466 (821 amino acids)
Cellular component (GO): mRNA cleavage and polyadenylation specificity factor complex
Source: RefSeq, a predicted model, not a curated record
AUGUCUCUACCAGAAAUGGAUCAAUUAUUCCAGGCCAAGCAGCUGGCUAUGGCAAAUAGUCCAGAACAGAUGUUACCGAAGGUUUUGGAAACUUCUGCAUCGCUGUAUCACUCAAAAUCCGCGUCAACGUUACUCAAGUUGGAACUAUCCCGAUUCAUUCCUGAUUUGUUACUUGAUAUACUUCGUCAUGAGCAGAUCCCAGUCACCCAAAAGCCGUUUAUUGCCUCGCAACAUUUGAAUUGUCUAUGGUCGAUUUGUCAGAAUGUUAGGGAUUCUAUAGCUUACAAAUUCUCUAUACUAGCGUUUUCAGCAUCUUAUCCUUUGCUAUUUGAUCUUGUUGCUAAAGCGUCUAACCAAGAAAUGUGGGACACCAUGCAACAGAUGAAAACAUUCAUUGUAAGUAAAUGGAAUACGACGUAUCCGUUGAAUCCGUCAAGUGAUAAUGCGAACGAAGACUUUAUAGAUGAUGCGAGGAGCAUUGGCACAAGGCUAGCUACUGCCAAAUUCAUUUCAGAGAUUGUUAUUGUACAUACUUCAAGAAACAACAGUAGUAACAGUUCCGGCAAGAAUAGGGCUUCAUCCAUUAGUAUCUCCUCUGUGCCGGAUAAUCACCCUAUCAUAAGCAACAAGCAAUCCAUUGAAUCCGAAGCUAAGAAAUUUUUAGACAUCUUGCUUAAUUACUUGAUCGAAGAGCCUAUGAUGGUCAGUUCUAUCUUCAUUGGGAUUCUGAACUGCCUUAGUUUCAUCAUGAUACAAAGACCACAAGCUACAAUGAGAAUUAUUACUUCGCUACUGAAGUUCAACGUUGAUGCCAAGUUUCAGGCAGACAAUAUAUCUGUGCUAAAUUACAGAUUGGGCAAGAGAUUCGUUGAACGCUGCUAUAAAAAUUUUGUUCAGUUUGGCCUUAAGUCCCAACUGAUAAAAAAUUCAGGUUCCAUGUCUGCACAACAUUCUAAACUGUCAAAAAUUUCACAAACAUUGUAUGUUAUAGGUGAAGAGACGAGAAGUAAAGGUAUACUGAAUUUUGUUCCGGAAGAGAUCGAGAAUAAAAUGUCAAAUAAGGAUAAACAGAAGUACGCCUUAUUGAGAAAGAAGCAGCAAAUGCCUAGAAGUUUGACAAAAGACCAAUCGCUUCCUUCAAUAGUUAGCCCGCCUCUACAACAGGCCACGCUUAAUAAUAUCGAUAAUUCAGUGGUAAACACCAAUGGAAAUAAUUCUAAUACGAGAAAUGAUCGAAACGGCAGAAACAGUAACAGCACCGGAGCCAAUAGUUCUUCUCGAUCGGUGUCAGGAACAUCCAACGUCGAUAGCACUACCAAACUCCUGAUGAAUCUACAAAACUAUACCAUGUCAAAAAACAACAUAUCUACUUUUUUCAAUUCUUCACCAGUCACAAUUGAUAAUUCUUAUAGCUCGAUCUAUUCUUUAAUGAACAGUAAGAAUUCCGAGCAAGACAUGUCUGAAUUACCCCAGGAUGUCAUCAUUAAAUUGUGCAGUGAAGCGUUUUAUAAAACUGACACAACACGUAUGAUUUCCGGUCUCUCGAUCGUGGCAUCGAGGUACACUGACCUAAUGAACAAAACUACACAGAUACAGACUGAUUCUAAAAAGCGUAAGGCAGAGGAUCAACAUCAGCAAGAGGAACAGGAGCAAUCUAAAAAAGUAAAAAGGGAAGGCUCAGUCGAUUUGAAAGUUGAAGAAGGCGGAGGAGAUAACCAGAAUGAUGAUAACGAUGACUACACCGUCGAAAGUGAACACAGGGAACAUGAAGUAGAAUUAAUGAAGCCGACCCCAAUGACAGCUGAACAAAAGAUGGCACAUGUGGAACGUAUUGUUCAAAACAUAAUGAGCAUAAAAGAUUCCGAUGAAAAUCCAGGCAUUACCAGUGCUGUAGGAAAGGGCCAGCAACCAUUGGAAAAGAUCAAAAUAUUGGAAUGGGAUAACAGCAAAUCUUGGCUUUGCAUUUUAACCAGAUUAGUCACAAGAGGUUUAUCAAGCAACGAAAGAAUGAGCGAUUUUAUCAGGCAAACUUUAUAUGAUUACUUUAUCCAAGAUUUCAACGGGCGGAUCGGAAUGGUGCUCGAGUGGCUCGCCGAGGAAUGGUACUACGAAUCUCUCACAGGUUUGGAUACCGACAAUUCGCCGCUCGAAACAAGUUUUGUAAAUUAUGAUAAAUGGUCCAUCAAGCUACUCGAAGGGCUAAAUCCAUUACUGGAGAACCAGCAUAGAAGAACCUUCAUAAGACUAAUGAGUGAGCUGCCCCGCAUUCAACAGCAACAUAUCGACAUGAUCAGGCCUAUCUGCCUUGAUCCAGCCAGAACCUCGCUCGGUUUCCAAACUCUAAAAUUUCUUGUGAUGUUCAGACCCCCAGUAAAGCCUAUGGUCAAGAUUUUCCUCGAGACAUUGAUGCAAGAGGAUGAAACUGCGAGCGAACAAUGUGUUGCAAUCUUAAAUAAGUUCUAUUGA